AUGUCAUUUACAAGCGACUGCGUCUAUCGCGAGGACAGCAGCAAACAGUUUCGCGCUUUGUCGCUGCCUGCUGAGGAUCACCUGAAUCACUAUUUACCUAUGGUAUUUACAGGGAGUUCAAUAAUUGAAUUUUGCAUAUAUGUAAUAGUGUGAGUGUAGUAUUACUCAGUCUCACCACAAACAGUUUAAAUAUAUCAGUCCGGAAAGCAUGGUCUGCGGAUUAUCACCCAGCCUUGCCGUCGGAAGUCUGGUCCAAAAGUUUUGGAAGGGACAUGAAUUCUUAUUGAGAUUGGAAGCAGACACUCGUCUGCCUCACGUUAAACGCAACACUGUCUCUACCGGCUGCAACCAUGGCCUUCGUGCCCGCACCCAGCCCCACGGUGGUGGACCAGACCACCCUGAUGAAGAAGUACCUGCAGUUUGUUGCAGCGCUGACAGACAACAACACACCUGAUGAAACCAAGCUGAAGAUGAUGCAGGAAGUCAGUGAGAACUUUGAGAAUGUCACAUCUUCACCUCAGUACUCCACCUUUCUGGAGCACAUCAUCCCACGCUUCCUGACCUUUCUCCAGGAUGGGGAGGUGCAGUUCCUUCAGGAGAAACCCACACAGCAAUUAAGGAAGCUGGUCCUUGAAAUCAUCCACCGCAUUCCCACCAAUGAGCAUUUGCGCCCUCACACCAAGAACAUCCUCUCUGUGAUGUUCCGAUUUCUGGAGAUUGAGAGUGAGGAGAACGUGCUCAUCUGUCUUCGGAUAAUCAUCGAACUCCACAAGCAGUUUCGUCCCCCUAUCUCCCAGGAGAUUCAUCACUUCUUGGACUUUGUGAAGCAGAUUUACAAAGAGUUGCCAAAAGUAGUGGCGCGGUACUUUGAGAACCCCCAGGUCAUAGCGGAGAACACGGUGCCCUCUCCAGAGAUGGUGGGCAUGAUCACGUCCGUGCUCGUGAAGACGGCACCGGAGAGGGAGGACAGCGAGACGCGCACGCACACCAUUAUACCACGAGGCUCACUGUCCCUGAAGGUGCUGGCAGAACUUCCCAUCAUUGUCGUACUUAUGUACCAGCUGUACAAGCUAAACAUUCACAACGUGGUGUCGGAGUUCGUGCCACUCAUCAUGAACACCAUCAUGCUGCAGGUGUCACCUCAGGCCAGGCAACACAAGCUGUACAACAAAGAGCUGUACGCCGACUUCAUUGCCGCCCAGAUCAAGACUCUGUCCUUCCUGGCCUACAUUAUCCGCAUCUAUCAGGACCUGGUGGGGAAGUACUCUCAGCAGAUGGUGAAGGGGAUGCUGCAGCUGCUUACCAACUGCCCCCCGGAGACGGCUCACCUGCGCAAGGAGCUGCUCAUCGCCGCCAAGCACAUCCUCACCACUGACCUGCGCAGCCAGUUCAUCCCAUGCAUGGACAAGCUGUUUGACGAGUCCAUACUCAUUGGUUCAGGGUACACUGCCCGAGAGACCCUUAGACCCCUGGCCUACAGCACGCUGGCGGACCUGGUGCACCACGUGCGACAGAACCUGCCGCUCACCGACCUCUCGCUGGCCGUGCAGCUUUUCGCCAAGAACAUCGACGACGAGUCGCUGCCCAGCAGCAUCCAGACCAUGUCCUGCAAGCUGCUGCUCAACCUGGUGGACUGCAUCCGCUCCAAGAGCGAGCAGGAGAACGGCAACGGCCGCGACAUCCUCAUGAGGAUGCUGGAGGUGUUUGUGCUGAAGUUCCACACCAUCGCUCGCUACCAGCUGCCCGCCAUCUUCAAGAAGUGCAAGCCCCAGUCCGAGAUGGGCGUGGUGGACCCGGGUGCUCUCCCGAGCGUCCCUGCCACCCCCACGGCCGCCACCACGCCGGCCCUCCCUCCCCCAGCGCCCCCCACGCCAGUCACGCCCGCACCCCCUGCCCCCGCCACCCCCUUCGACCGACCCGGCGAGAAGGAGGACAAGCAGACCUUCCAGGUGUCGGACUGCAGGAGCCUGGUGAAGACGCUGGUGUGCGGCGUGAAGACCAUCACCUGGGGCAUCACCUCGUGCAAGGCACCUGGAGAUGCGCAGUUCAUUCCCAACAAGCAGCUGCAGCCCAAAGAGACUCAGAUCUACAUCAAGCUGGUCAAGUACGCAAUGCAGGCCCUGGACAUUUACCAGGUACAGAUUGCAGGCAACGGUCAGACAUACAUCCGCGUGGCCAACUGCCAGACAGUCCGCAUGAAGGAGGAGAAGGAGGUGCUGGAGCACUUUGCUGGCGUCUUCACCAUGAUGAACCCCCUCACCUUCAAGGAGAUCUUCCAGACCACCGUGCCCUACAUGGUGGAGCGCAUCUCCAAGAACUACGCCCUGCAGAUCGUUGCCAACUCGUUCCUGGCCAACCUGUCCACGUCGGCCCUGUUUGCCACCAUCCUGGUGGAGUACCUGCUGGAGCGGCUCCCCGAGAUGGGCUCCAACGUGGAGCUGUCCAACCUCUACCUCAAGCUCUUCAAGCUGGUGUUCGGCUCCGUGUCCCUCUUCGCCGCCGAGAACGAGCAGAUGCUGAAGCCUCACCUGCAUAAGAUCGUGAACAGCUCCAUGGAGCUGGCCCAGUCGGCCAAAGAGCCCUACAACUACUUCCUGCUUCUGCGGGCGCUCUUCCGCUCCAUCGGGGGCGGCAGCCAUGACCUGCUCUACCAGGAGUUCCUGCCCCUGCUGCCCAACCUGCUCCAGGGCCUGAACAUGCUGCAGAGCGGCCUGCACAAGCAGCACAUGAAGGACCUGUUUGUGGAGCUGUGUCUGACCGUGCCGGUGCGCCUCAGCUCGCUGCUGCCCUACCUGCCCAUGCUCAUGGACCCGCUGGUGUCGGCGCUCAACGGCUCGCAGACGCUGGUCAGCCAGGGCCUGCGCACGCUGGAGCUCUGCGUCGACAACCUGCAGCCCGACUUCCUGUACGACCACAUCCAGCCUGUCCGCGCCGAGCUGAUGCAGGCACUGUGGCGCACACUUCGCAACCCGGCGGAGAACAUCUCGCACGUAGCCUACCGCGUGCUAGGCAAGUUUGGCGGCAGCAACCGCAAGAUGCUGAAGGAGUCGCAGCGGCUGCAGUACGUGGUGACUGAGGUCCAGGGCCCCAGCAUCAAGGUGGAGUUCAACGACUGCAAGGCCUCCAUUCAGCUGCCCAUGGAGAAGGCGAUCGAGACGGCCCUGGACUGCCUGAAGAGUGCCAACACGGAGCCCUACUACCGCCGGCAGGCCUGGGAGGUCAUCAAGUGCUUCCUGGUGGCCAUGACGAGCCUGGAGGACAACAAGCAUGCGCUCUACCAGCUUCUGGCGCACCCCAACUUCACGGAAAAGUGGAUCCCGCCGGUGAUCAUCUCACACCGCUACAAGGCGCAGGACACCCCGGCACGCCGAACCUUUGAGCAGGCGCUCACCGGAGCUUUCAUGUCGGCCGUCAUCAAGGACCUGAGGCCCAGCGCCCUGCCAUUUGUGGCCAGCCUCAUCCGCCACUACACCAUGGUGGCAGUGGCACAGCAGUGCGGCCCUUUCCUGUUGCCAUGCUACCAGCUGGGGAGCCAGCCCAGCACAGCCAUGUUCCACAGCGAAGAGAACGGCUCCAAGGGCAUGGACCCGCUGGUGCUCAUCGACGCCAUCGCCAUCUGCAUGGCCUAUGAGGAGAAGGAGCUGUGCAAGAUCGGCGAGGUGGCGCUGGCGGUCAUCUUCGACGUGGCCAGCAUCAUCCUGGGCUCCAAGGAGAGGGCUUGCCAGCUGCCCCUGUUCUCCUACAUCGUGGAGCGCCUGUGCGCCUGCUGCUACGAGCAGGCCUGGUACGCCAAGCUGGGCGGCGUGGUCUCCAUCAAGUUCCUCAUGGAGCGCCUGCCCCUCAUCUGGGUCCUCCAGAACCAGCUGACCUUCCUGAAGGCCCUGCUCUUCGUCAUGAUGGACCUCACUGGAGAGGUGUCCAACGGUGCGGUUGCCAUGGCGAAGACGACGCUGGAGCAGCUGCUGGUGCGCUGUGCGACGCCGCUCAAGGACGAGGAGAAGUCCGAGGAGCUGCUGACCGCCCAGGACAAGAGCUUCCACAUGGUGACCCACGACCUGGUGCGUGAGGUCACCUCGCCCAACUCCACCGUGCGCAAGCAGGCCAUGCACUCGCUGCAGGUGCUGGCACAGGUCACCGGCAAGAGCGUCACCGUCAUAAUGGAACCCCACAAGGAGGUCUUACAGGACAUGGUGCCCCCAAAGAAGCACCUGCUUCGGCACCAGCCGGCCAACGCCCAGAUCGGCCUGAUGGAGGGCAACACCUUUUGCACCACCCUGCAGCCCCGUCUCUUCACCAUGGACCUCAAUGUGAUGGAGCACAAGGUCUUCUACACAGAGCUGCUGAAUCUGUGCGAGUCCGAGGAUGCUACCCUGAUGAAGCUACCCUGCUACAAGAGCCUGCCCUCUCUGGUGCCACUGCGCAUUGCGGCACUCAAUGCUCUGGCAGCAUGUAACUACCUCCCCCAGUCGCGGGAGAAGAUCAUCGCUGCCCUCUUCAAGGCCCUCAACUCCACCAACAGUGAGCUGCAGGAGGCCGGGGAGGCUUGCAUGAGAAAGUUCCUGGAGGGUGCCACCAUCGAGGUGGACCAGAUCCACACUCACAUGCGCCCCCUGCUGAUGAUGCUGGGCGACUACCGCAGCCUCACCCUCAACGUGGUCAACAGGCUCACGUCCGUCACGCGCCUCUUCCCCAACUCCUUCAACGACAAGUUCUGCGAUCAGAUGAUGCAACACCUGAGGAAGUGGAUGGAGGUGGUGGUCAUCACCCACAAGGGAGGCCAGAGGAGCGAUGGCAGUCCUGCACUGGAGGGCGCUGAGGAGAUGAAGAUCUGUUCGGCCAUCAUCAACCUCUUCCACCUGAUCCCCGCCGCACCACAGACCCUGGUCAAGCCCCUGCUGGAGGUGGUGAUGAAGACGGAGAGGGCCAUGCUCAUAGAGGCGGGCAGUCCCUUCAGAGAGCCCCUCAUCAAGUUCCUGACGCGCCACCCGUCUCAGACCGUGGAGCUGUUCAUGAUGGAGGCCACCCUCAACGACCCGCAGUGGAGCCGCAUGUUCAUGAGCUUCCUGAAGCACAAAGACGCCAAGCCCCUGCGGGAUGUGCUGGCCUCCAACCCCAGCCGCUUCGUCCCCCUGCUGGUGCCCCCAGGCACUGCACCCACCGUCCGGCCCGGCUCACCAUCCACCAGCACCGCCCGCCUCGACCUGCAGUUCCAGGCCAUCAAGAUCAUCAGCAUCAUCGUGAAGAACGACGAGGGAUGGCUGGCGGGUCAGCACUCUCUGGUCAGCCAGCUGCGCCGUGUCUGGGUCAGCGAGGCCUUCCAGGAGCGUCACCGCAAAGACAACAUGGCCUCCACCAACUGGAAGGAGCCCAAGCUGCUGGCCUUCUGCCUGCUCAGUUACUGCAAGCGGAACUACUCGGAGAUCGAGCUGCUCUUCCAGCUGCUGCGGGCCUUCACGGGCCGCUUCCUGUGCAACAUGACCUUCCUCAAGGAGUACAUGGAGGAUGAGAUCCCCAAGAACUACAGCAUCGUCCACAAGCGCGCACUCUUCUUCCGCUUCGUGGAGUUCAACGACCCGCACUUCGGCGACGAGCUCAAGGCCAAGGUCCUGCAGCACAUCCUGAACCCGGCGUUCCUCUGCAGCUUUGAGAAGGGUGAGGGGGAGCAGCUGCUGGGCCCGCCCAACCCAGAGGGAGACAACCCCGAGAGCAUCACCAGUGUCUUCAUCACCAAGGUGCUGGACCCGGAGAAGCAGGCGGACCUGCUGGACUCGCUGCGCAUCCAGCUGCUGCAGUUCUCCACUCUGCUGGUGGAGCACGCGCCGCACCACAUCCACGACAACAACAAGAGCCGCAACAGCAAGCUGCGGCGCCUGAUGACCUUCGCCUGGCCCUGCCUGCUGCCCAAGGCCUGCGUGGACCCCGCAUGCAAGUACAGCGGUCACCUGCUGCUCGCCCACAUCAUCGCCAAAUUCGCCAUCCACAAGAAGAUCGUGCUGCAGGUGUUCCACAGCCUGCUGAAGGCCCACACUAUGGAGGCGCGCUCCAUUGUGCGCCAGGCCAUGGCCAUCCUCACCCCAGCCGUGCCGGCGCGCAUGGAGGACGGACACCAGAUGCUGACGCACUGGACGCGCAAGAUCAUCGUGGAGGAGGGCCACACCGUCCCCCAGCUGGUGCACAUCCUCCACCUCAUCGUGCAGCACUUCCGGGUGUACUACCCAGUGAGGCACCACCUGGUGCAGCACAUGAUCAGCGCCAUGCAGCGCCUGGGCUUCACCCCCAGCGUGACCAUCGAGCAGCGCAAGCUGGCCGUGGACCUGGCCGAGGUGGUCAUCAAGUGGGAGCUGCAGCGCAUCAAGGACCAGCAGCCGGAAGCGGAGGCUGAUGCGGGUGCCAGUGUUGACACCGCCACCCCAGGAGGAAGUGGUGUGAAGCGGGCUGCGUCCAUGGACUCUGGUCAGGACCUCAAGCGCUUCCGCACAGCCACCGGUGCCGUAAGCGCGGUCUUUGGUCGUAGCCAAUCAGUGCCAGGUGCGGAGACCCUGCUGACCAAGCCCGUGGACAAGCAGCACACAGACACUGUCGUCAACUUCCUCAUCCGCAUCGCCUGCCAGGUGAAUGACAGCGCGAACGUGCAGGGCUCCCCGGGGGAGCUUCUCUCACGGCGCUGUGUGAACCUGAUGAAGACGGCCCUGCGGACCGACAUGUGGCCCCGCGCCGAGCUCAAGCUGCAGUGGUUCGACAAGCUGCUCAUGACCGUGGAGCAACCGGCGCAGGCGAACUUCUCCAACAUCUGCACAGGGCUGGAGAUCCUGUGCUUCCUGCUGACCGUGCUGCAGCCGGCUGGCGUGCUGGCCCACUUCAAGCCCCUGCAGCGCGGCAUCGCCGCCUGCAUGACCUGCAGCAACACCAAGGUGCUGCGCGCCGUCCACUCGCUGCUCUCCCGCCUGAUGAGCAUCUUCCCCACCGAGCCCAGCACCUCCAACGUGGCGUCCAAGCAUGAGGAACUGGAGUGUCUGUACGCCGCCGUGGGCAAGGUCAUCUACGAGGGCCUCACUAACUACGAGAAGGCCACCAGCGCCAACCCCACGCAGCUGUUCGGGACGCUGAUGAUCCUCAAGUCGGCCUGCAGCUACAACUCCAGCUACAUCGACCGCCUCAUCUCAGUCUUCAUGCGCUCGCUGCAGAAGAUGGUGCGCGAACACCUCAGCCCACAGACCACGCCUGGGGCCAACGAGACCAGCACAGUGACGAGUGAGCUGGUGAUGCUAAGUCUGGACCUGGUGAAGACGCGCCUCUCAGUCAUGAGCAUGGAGAUGAGGAAAAACUUCAUCCAGGUCAUAAUCACCUCACUCAUCGAGAAGUCUCCCGACCCCAAGAUCCUGCGCUCGGUGGUGAAGAUUGUGGAGGAGUGGGUGAAGAACAACUCUCCCAUGGCUGCCAACCAGAUGCCUAAUCUGAGGGAGAAGUCCAUCCUGCUGGUGAAGAUGAUGACCUACAUCGAGAAGCGCUUCCCCGACGACCUUGAAUUGAACGGCCAGUUCCUGGACCUCGUUAAUUACGUCUACAGGGACGAGAGUCUGUCAGGAAGUGACAUCACGUCCAAGCUGGAGCCUGCCUUCCUGUCCGGCUUGCGCUGCUCACAGCCCCACAUCCGGGCCAAGUUCUUCGAGGUGUUUGACUCGUCCAUGAAGCGGCGUGUCUACGAACGACUCCUGUACAUCUGCUGCUCCCAGAACUGGGAGGCCAUGGGCAGCCACUUCUGGAUCAAGCAGUGCAAUGAGCUGCUGCUGGCGGUGUGUGAGAAGACCACGGUGAUCGGCACCAGCUGCCAGGGCUCUAUGCUGCCCUCCAUCACCAACGUCAUCAACCUGGCCGACAGCCACGACCGCGCCGCCUUCGCCAUGGCCACGCACAUCAAGCAGGAGCCGCGCGAGCGAGACACCACCGAGACUAAGGAGGAGGACGUGGAGAUCGACAUCGAGCUGCCGUCGGGCGACCAGGCCAGCCUGCCCAAGACCAAGGAGCAGGCGGAGCGCGACGCCGGCAACCAGCUGCACAUGCUCACCAACCGCCACGACAAGUUCCUGGACUCCCUGCGCGAGGUCAAGACUGGGGCGCUGCUCAACGCGCUGGUGCAGCUGUGUCACAUCUCCACGCCGCUGGCCGAGAGGAGCUGGGUGCAGCUGUUCCCCCGCCUCUGGAAGAUCCUGUCUGACCGGCAGCAACACGCGCUGAGCGGCGAGAUAGGCCCGUUCCUGUGCAGCGGCAGCCACCAGGCGCAGCGGGACUGCCAGCCGAGCGCACUUAACUGCUUCGUGGAGGCCAUGUCGCAGUGCGUGCCGCCCAUCCCCAUCCGGCCCUGCGUGCUCAAGUACCUGGGCAAGACGCACAACCUGUGGCUGCGCUCCACGCUCAUGCUGGAGACCCAGGCCUUCGACAAAGGCCUCAGCCUGCACAUCAAGCCCAAGCAAAGCACAGAGUUCUACGAGCAGGAGAGCAUCACGCCGCCGCAGCAGGAGAUCCUGGACUCCCUGGCGGAGCUCUACUCACUGCUGCAGGAGGAGGACAUGUGGGCGGGGCUGUGGCAGAAGCGCUGCAAGUUCCCCGAGACGAGCACGGCCAUCGCCUACGAGCAGCACGGCUUCUACGAGCAGGCCCAGGAGAGUUAUGAGAAGGCCAUGGAGAAAGCGCGGAAGGAACACGAGAGGAGCAACAUCUCCCCGGCCAUCUUCCCUGAGUACCAGCUGUGGGAGGACCACUGGAUCCGGUGCUCCAAGGAGCUGAACCAGUGGGAGCCGCUGACUGAGUACGGCCAGUCCAAGGGCCACACUAACCCCUAUCUGGUGCUGGAGUGCGCCUGGAGGGUCUCCAACUGGACCGCCAUGAAGGAGGCCCUGGCCCAGGUGGAGCUGAGCUGCCCUAAGGAGAUGGCGUGGAAGGUGAACAUGCACCGCGGCUACCUGGCCAUCUGCCACCCGGAGGAGCAGCAGCUGAGCUUCAUCGAGCGCCUGGUGGAGAUGGCCUCCAGCCUGGCCAUCCGCGAGUGGAGGAGGCUGCCGCACAUCGUCUCGCACGUCCACACACCCCUGCUGCAGAAUGCGAGGCGCCCAGUGCGUUUAAGCAGCGCAUUAAACACUUAUGACACACUGCCAAUACAAAGCAGUAAAAAAAAAGAUGCCUCUCACGGCAACAACAGCAUCCUGUCGGAUCGCAUCCAAAGUGUGCUCUCUGGGGGUCAGCAAGUUGUGAGGGCCUGGGCGGGCCGUGCUGGCCAGCGGGGGCCAGCGGUCGCCUGCCUGCUGCAGCCAGGUGGAGCGGUGGAGGAGAGCCGGCCGUCCUCCAGGUCUCUGGAGCCCCACAGCACCCCACUGGAUGCUGCCAGCUGGACUUUUGACUUCAGUGUGCCGGGCUCCAUGAAGCUGCACAACCUCAUCUCUAAGCUGAAGAAGUGGAUCAAGAUCCUGGAGGCCAAGACCAAGCAGCUGCCCAAGUUCUUCCUGAUCGAGGAGAAGUGUCGCUUCCUCAGCAACUUCUCGGCCCAGACGGCCGAGGUGGAGAUCCCCGGCGAGUUCCUCAUGCCCAAGCCCACGCACUACUACAUCAAGAUCGCCAGGUUCAUGCCCAGGGUGGAGAUCGUCCAAAAGCACAACACGGCAGCACGGCGCCUCUACAUCCGCGGUCACAACGGCAAGAUCUACCCGUACCUGGUGAUGAACGACGCGUGCCUGACUGAGUCGCGGCGCGAGGAACGCGUUCUGCAGCUGCUACGUCUGCUCAACCCCUGUCUGGAGAAGAGGAAGGAGACCACCAAACGGCAUCUCUUCUUCACAGUGCCGCGGGUGGUGGCGGUGUCGCCCCAGAUGCGCCUGGUGGAGGAUAACCCCUCGUCUCUGUCCCUGGUGGAGAUCUACAAGCAGCGCUGCGCCAAGAAGGGCAUCGAGCACGACAACCCCAUCUCCCGCUACUACGACCGUCUGGCCACUGUACAGGCCCGCGGCACACAGGCCAGCCACCAGGUGCUGAGGGACAUCCUGAAGGAGGUCCAGGGGAACAUGGUGCCUCGGAGCAUGCUGAAGGAGUGGGCUCUGCACACGUUCCCCAACGCCACCGACUACUGGACCUUCCGCAAGAUGUUCACUAUCCAGCUGGCGCUCAUCGGCCUGGCCGAGUUCAUGCUGCACCUCAACCGCCUCAACCCGGAGAUGCUGCAGAUCGCCCAGGACACGGGCAAGCUCAACGUUUCUUACUUCCGCUUUGACAUCAACGACGCCACAGGUGACCUGGACGCCAACCGGCCCGUGCCCUUCCGCCUGACGCCCAACAUCUCGGAGUUCCUCACCAGCAUCGGCGUCUCGGGGCCCCUCACCGCCUCCAUGAUCGCUGUGGCGCGCUGCUUCGCCCAGCCCAACUUCAAGGUGGAUGGCAUCCUGAAGGCGGUCUUGCGAGACGAGAUCAUCGCGUGGCACAAGAAGACUCAGGAGGACACGUCGCUGCCACUGUCCCCCGCUGGCCAGCCCGAGAACAUGGACAGCCAGCAGCUGGUGUCGCUGGUGCAGAAGGCUGUGACCGCCAUCAUGACGCGCCUGCACAACCUGGCCCAGUUUGAGGGCGGCGAGAGCAAGGUCAACACGCUGGUGGCGGCCGCCAACAGCCUGGACAAUCUCUGCCGCAUGGAUCCUGCCUGGCAUCCAUGGCUCUGAGCGGGGACUGGGAAGACUGUGGAGGGGUCACUUCCUCUAAAUCUGGCCGUCAGAGGUCAAUGCUGGAAUUGUGAUCUGAGGACUAUCCUUAAGAAGACUGUCUAAGCUGGAAAUGUGAACUGAAGACUGUUUAAGCGAGACUGAAUAUAUUGGAUUUUUUCACUCAAAUAUGGAUUAAGAUGCAGUGCUUAACUGAUGGUGACUGACGGGAGCUGUGCUCACAGACAUGAUCAGCUUGUGUUCAGUCAGCUUGUGUUUGCCUUGGGUUAGCAAGGCUGGCUCAGUAGCAGUUGAGCCUCUCGUCAUCAUCUUGCCAUUUAGUCACAGCUACAAGCGAAGGAAAGCAAAAAAAGAAAUGGAACAACAUUUAGCAAAAACUGGAUUUACGACAAUAGAGUUGAUGUUGCUUUGUUUGCAGAUGGCCUGCAUUUUUUAAAAAGAAAAAGUGGCAUAAGACCAACAGAACAUACAUCAACUUGAGCUCAAAGCUGUAUUGCUUUUUCUCUCAGUGAAGAUCUCCGAGGGACUUUUCCCUUCUUGAUGUGAAUGAAAGGAAUAAGUGACUCUAAAGUCCUGUGGGCCCCUGCUCCCACUUAUAGACAUCAAGACAGUGAGCCAGGGCAGGUUACACAGGCUCCAUGCAGACAGAAGUGAGCCAUUGGUGUUUGAUGAUUAGGUUUUGAUGGGGUUAUUCUAUGGUAAUUUCUGAAAAUAACAGACUCUGAACGUGAUCACCAUGUAAAAUUUUUGAAUUUUUUUGUUAAUAUAUACUGUAUGUUCUGAUAUAGUAUUUUUGCAUCAUGUGGGAAGAUGGACUUUUUUUAUUUUACUUAUCAUUAUUCAGAUCACCGCUAUGUUUGCUUUAUGUUUUUAGUACUGAAUUGGUAUAUUUCUACCCACAAAACCACUGCACACACUCUUUUGUCUCAAGAGGAGAAUCUAAAGCCGUGCAGUCAGAUCCCAGUGGUUGAACUACCUUAAAAGCUGUAUUUGUCCUUCAGGAUAAUGUUGGUUUGACACUGAUAGCCAUGCACUCUAACCUGUACCCACAGACCUGUCUGUUUAUUUUUUUUUAAGGUUUUUUUUUUUUUUUUUUUGUAAAGGCUUUCCUCUGUUUUGUAAAGGUACAGCACCCUCUGGCAACCUAAGUAUUGUACCCUUGGCAUUGUAAAUAUGCGUUUUUAAUAAAAUGCUUUUGUAGAAAAGAAAUGGAAA
Alosa sapidissima (American shad) is the source of this 11915-nucleotide messenger RNA. RefSeq names its product transformation/transcription domain-associated protein. NCBI's taxonomy places the organism in Eukaryota, Metazoa, Chordata, Actinopteri, Clupeiformes, Clupeidae. Gene Ontology annotation, molecular function: transcription coregulator activity; protein binding. The record is from RefSeq and is a predicted model, not a curated record. Gene Ontology annotation, cellular component: SAGA complex; NuA4 histone acetyltransferase complex; nucleus. Gene Ontology annotation, biological process: DNA repair; regulation of DNA-templated transcription.